AUGGAUCUCUCUGCUUUGCCAAAUAACAACCAUCCUGACAAAUUCCUGCAGCUGGACGUGAAGUUGUUAAUGAGGAACUCAGCCCUCCUUCAGGCCAGCCUGGUGAGGUUUCCGGGUGGGAACUACCCGGCUGCACAGCACUGGCAAAACCUUGUCUACUCACAGAACCCAGGAACAUUCCACACUAAACCUGUGAGCUGGAGCGACAGGCCCAGGAGAGAAAAGAAGAAUAUUACUGCUCAACGAAUGAGGGGAUCCAGUGUGAAGGGUACUGUCUUCGUAGAUAGGCCCCCACCAUCUCUCUCAUCAGUUCUGAAGAAUAACCCACUAUAUGGUGACGUAAGCUUGGAGGAAGCUAUGGAAGAAAGGAAAAAGAAUCCUUCAUGGACCAUAGAAGAAUAUGACAAGCGUUCCCUGCACACAAACCUUUCUGGGCAUCUGAAGGAAAAUCCUAAUGACCUACGGUUUUGGUUGGGAGACAUGUACACGCCCGGUUUUGAUACCUUAUUGAAAAAGGAAGAGGAACAAGAGAAGCAUUCAAAAUACUGUCGAAUAGGUCUGAUUUUGCUCCUUGUUGCCUGCAUCUUGGUUUCCAUAGUGACUGUUAGCACAUUUUUCACCUAA
Eptesicus fuscus (big brown bat) is the source of this 624-nucleotide messenger RNA. RefSeq names its product membrane integral NOTCH2 associated receptor 2 (gene MINAR2). The coding region runs from base 1 to 624 and encodes 207 amino acids. Lineage: Eukaryota; Metazoa; Chordata; Mammalia; Chiroptera; Vespertilionidae. The record is from RefSeq and is a predicted model, not a curated record. The transcript is spliced from 4 exons.